Gossypium arboreum is the source of this 1829-nucleotide messenger RNA. Its product is annotated as putative receptor-like protein kinase At1g72540. The coding region runs from base 186 to 1529 and encodes 447 amino acids. Gene Ontology annotation, molecular function: ATP binding; protein kinase activity. The transcript is spliced from 5 exons. The record is from RefSeq and is a predicted model, not a curated record. Gene Ontology annotation, biological process: protein phosphorylation. NCBI's taxonomy places the organism in Eukaryota, Viridiplantae, Streptophyta, Magnoliopsida, Malvales, Malvaceae.
GAGAAGACUAAGAAAUUUUGGGAUCAAAGAAGAGAUGUUAGUUACUGUCUGCUCAUCCAUCUUUUAAUUCAAGCACAUAUAUUAUAUUAUUAUUAUUCUUUCCUAUCCUGCUCAGCCUUAUUUAAACACCCUUUGAGCUUCAACUGGAAGCCUAACACACACCAAAAGAAACCAUUCUAUUAAAAAUGAUCUUCAAAAGGUAUUUGUCAUGGAAAAAUAUCCUCCCCAAUUGCAUCAAACCCCAGGUGCCAUCCUCAGGGAAAAAAGUUCAUCCCUCCAAACGAAGUCCUAGCCAAAGGCUAUCUCUCUCUGAUAUUAGCCACUUUGGCUCUCCGUUGUCACUAAACGAUCUGUCGAAUUCUCUUAUAAGCCUUCAUGUGUUUACCCUCAAGGAGCUGGAACUGGUAACUCACAAGCUCUCCAAGAGUAAUUUUCUGGGUGAGGGUGGGUUUGGACCUGUUUACAAGGGGUUCAUUGAUGACAAUCUUAGGCCUGGCUUGAAGGCUCAAUCUGUUGCUGUGAAGGUCCUUGAUUUGGAUGGCACACAGGGACACAAAGAAUGGCUGGCUGAAGUUAUUCUCCUGGGGCAAUUAAAGCAUCCCCACCUGGUGAACUUAAUUGGAUAUUGCUAUGAAGAUGAGCACAGGCUUCUGGUAUAUGAAUACAUGGAACGUGGCAGCUUGGAAAACCAACUAUUUAAAAGAUAUGGACCACCAUUGCCUUGGCUAACAAGACUGAAAAUUGCUGUUGGAACUGCAAAAGGACUAGCUUUCCUCCAUGAAGAAGAGAAGCCGGUCAUUUACCGGGAUUUCAAAACUUCAAACAUCUUAUUAGACUCGGCUUACAAAGCGAAGGUUUCUGAUUUUGGAUUGGCAACUGACGGUCCAGCAGAAGAAGAAACCCAUGUUACGACUUGCGUCAUGGGCACCGAAGGCUACGCUGCCCCUGAAUAUGUAUCUACAGGGCAUUUGACGACCAUGAGCGAUGUGUUCAGCUUUGGAGUGGUACUCCUAGAGCUGCUGACAGGGAGACGAUCCGUGGACAAGACCCGACCAAGUCGAGAGAAGAACCUUGUGGAAUGGGCACGGCCUCUUUUGAAGGACCCUCAUAAACUCCACGGAAUAAUGGACCCAAGACUUGAAGGACAGUAUUCAACCGAGGGGGCUAGGAAGGCUGCUGCAUUAGCUUAUCAGUGCCUUAGCAGCCACCCCAAAUCCAGACCAACUAUGCGCAAUGUGGUCAAAGGAUUACAGCCUCUCCUUCACUUAACAGACAUCCCAAUUGGCCCCUUCGUUUACAUAGCCCCAACUCAAGAAAACAAGGAGCCAACUGUUCAGAAAAUUGAAGAAAUAUACGAGAAGCAAUUCGAUGAGGUAAAAAUGGAAAAAAAGGAAGACAAAAGCCGAAUUCCGCGCCGAAAAGGUCGAAAGCAUAGACGUCGGGUUAAACCAUCAAGGUCUCGAGCUAUGUACUCAGACACUGACUUGUAUAGAACUCUAGGGUCUAGUUUGUAUUCUCCCAAGCACUAGAUACACGCAGGCUAAAUAACCCAUACUUUCAAUCACAAUGUACAUUAAGGUUUUGGUUCUCUUUUCCCCCCCUUCCUUUCAGUGUUUCAUCAGUCAGGAGAUCUGAGGGAAUAUACAAGUUUACAUUUUUUUGUUUGUUGUUAGAUUUAUUGUCACAUUUUUGCCAUAGGAUCCUGAUCCAGGCUUUUCUCCAGCAGUUUGUUCUUCAUCCCCUGUACCAGAAACAUCGAUUAGCCCAAAUUGUUGGUCAAGGAUAAGUUUUGAUGAUAGAUUAUGUAUCUAUGUACGAUUCACGUAUAA